Molecule: messenger RNA, 385 nt
Organism: Tilletiaria anomala UBC 951
Lineage: Eukaryota; Fungi; Basidiomycota; Exobasidiomycetes; Georgefischeriales; Tilletiariaceae
Exons: 3
Coding region: 96-260 (54 amino acids)
Source: RefSeq, a predicted model, not a curated record
ACGGGGUCUAGUGUGGGUGGCAAGCUCUAAUCAUUAAAACAUCACGCCUUAAACAAUUGCUUUGCCCACAUUACCAGUUUUGAGAUUACACCAAUAUGGCCGCCGUUCAUAUGCGCGAGAAGAAUACCCUCGUCAACGAGUGCUUUGCCGUCAAAUGUGAUAAGUGCGGACUGACGACUUGGAAAGGGUGCGGCAAGCACGUCGACCAGGUCAUGUCCUCGGUCCCCGAAGAUCAGCAGUGCAAGUGCCCGCGCUCAUGAGUGCUGCCAGGUCUCAACCUCGGAGCGAGCAUGCAUAGCUCUCAGGGCCUGCAUUCAAUUUCGUUGCGACUGGGAGCGAGCUGCAAAGCAGGGUCCAGCAUACCGGAGCACCGUACAUGUACUUU